AUGGCGCUGAUAGUGCCGCCGUCGAACGAGAAGAAGAGAGUCAAGGUUUAUGAGCUCAAAAACAAUGACUGGUUCGAUCGGGGGACUGGGUUCUGCACCGGACGCAUCAUCAAUGAUGAGUCAAAGAUAUACGUCGAGUCGGAAGACAGCCCAGAGCGAUUGCUUCUGGAAACGAAGAUAACGAAGGACGAUGGAUACCAGAAACAGCAAGAUACCCUUAUUGUAUGGACCGAGACAAGUGGUAUAGACAUGGCUCUCAGUUUUCAAGAGGCAGAGGGUUGUGCGACCAUCUGGGAUUUCGUUAGUCAGGUACAACAACAGCUACUGUCACUUGGAGGUCCAGACGACGCCCUAUCAGACGACGCCAUGGAGAGCUUCGCCAAACCCUUGGUCCUUCCGCAACCCGAGAUCGGGAAUUUGGAUGAUAUCGAGCACGCGAUGCGUGGAAUAGCGUCCACGCCGCAAGGUCGAGACGCGCUGGCGAAGUUCGUCAUCAGUGAAGACUACAUCCGGAAGUUGAUACCUUUGGUGGAGAUGGCAGAGGAUCUUGAGUCGCUGAAGGACCUGCACUGGCUGUGCAACAUCAUGAAAAUGCUCAUCCUUUUAAAUGACAGCCAGAUCAUUGACCACAUUGUCAACGAAGAGGUGGUGUUUGGGGUGAUUGGCGCUUUAGAAUACGACCCGGACUUCCCAAACCAUAAGGCAAAUCACCGACGAUACCUCAAGGACAACUCGAGAUACAAGGAAGUUCUGUCCAUCGCAGAUCCAAACAUCACCAGAAAGAUACACGCUACAUGGCGCCUUACCUAUCUGAAGGACGUGGUUCUCGCAAGGAUCCUUGAUGAUCCAACGUUUGGCGUUCUUAACUCUCUCAUAUUCUUCAAUCAAGUCGACAUAAUCUCACAUUUACAGAACAAUCCGGGUUAUCUCGAACAGUUAUUUGGCAUAAUAGACAAUCCUACGGCCGAUAUCAAGCGGAAAAGGGACGCUGUUGGGUUCAUUCAGUCUUGUUGCGCAAUAGCGAAAAGCCUCCAAGUGACACCGCGGGCCACUCUCUACACCAACUUCAUCAACCAUGGGUUGCUUCGUGUGAUAACAUUUGCCAUUUUGAACAAGGAAGCAUCCAUUCGGGUGGCCGGCACGGAUAUACUGGUUGCCAUGAUAGACCACGAUCCUGCCAUGGUCCGAGCCUACAUCUACAAAGCCAUCAACGAGAAAAAGACUCCACUCACCGAGACUUUGAUUGAGCUCUUACUUGUCGAAGUUGAUCUAGGUGUCAAAGCUCAAGCUGCCGACGCAAUUAAGGUAUUACUCGAGCCCCAGCCAACCCAGCCACCACAACAACAGCCCCAAUCCCAACCUCAACAACAACCUCCACAGGCCCAAUCUCAAGAAGCUAUUGCAAGGCAGACGGGGGAAUUUCUGUCGAAGGUGCGAGGAGUAGACCCGUUACUAAACCCCCAAACUGAGUCAUUUAUCCAGCACUUUUACGAUAAUUCCGCGAGCAAAUUAUUUCAACCCCUGAAGGAUCUUGAGAAAAGGGAAACACUGAAUGAUAUCACAUUCCAUGAGGUGCAAUUGUUCAAUCACUUGGUCGAGAUUAUCAUCUAUCUUUCUCGUACACAUCAAUUUCGAAGUAAAUAUUACAUCUUUUCGGAAGACAUUUCCUCACGAAUAGCGCAAUUGCUCUCUGCUCCGCAGAAGCAUCUCAAGCUAACUGCCUUGAAGUUCUUUCGCCAGUGUAUAGGCUUGCAAGAUGAAUAUUACAACCGGCAGAUCAUGCAAAAGAACCACUUCGCACCUAUCCUCAACAUAGUUUACGAGACAAUGCCGCGUGACAACCUACUGAAUUCUGCUUGCUUAGAGCUUUUCGAAUACAUAAAACGAGAGAACAUAAAGCAACUGAUUGAGCAUCUUGUGGAGACUUUCCGUUCGAAACUUCAAGAAAUCACCUACGUCGACACUUUUGAAUCACUCCUGAAUCGCUACGAACAAAUGCAAGGCUUCAAUCCGGAUGCAGAUACCACACUAUUCAGCAAUGACAGCACGAGUACCCCCAAUCGGACACCAAACGUCAAUGGCAAUCAACGAUGGCAAGGCGUCAAGGAGAUGGAUGCUGUCGAGGAAGCGUACUUCAACACAUCAGACGAUGAGGACGAGCCGUUGCCCAAGGCGGUCUUAUCAAAGGCUGCGAAGAUGAAUGGGGUUACAACUUCUCCAAUGCUGAAAUCUCUGGUCGACUAUCCGGACGACGACGAAGAUUCUAUGGACACAACCCCACCAGAACCUGAGGAACUCGGCACCAAGCCCGAACUAGAACCAUCUCCAAUGCUCCAAACCCCGCCGCCAGAGCGCUUGUCAGAAAAGCGCCGGAGAGAAGAAGACAAUGACGAAGAUGAACUUGGGAAACUGUCCUCGACUAAGCGGCGGAAUUCCGGCUCCUCAGCCUCGAACACUGGUAGUGCCGCAGGCCACAAUACUCUCAAGCGAAAAAAAGGGUUCAAGAAUGACCGCGACUCUCCGACCAACGGUCCCAGUGCGAAGAAGAUCGAAAUCUCGCUCAGCGCCAAAAAGGCGGUUUCAGAAGCAGGAUCCAAAGGCGAUGAUGGGGGAUGA
This is a messenger RNA of Letharia columbiana, 2616 nucleotides long. RefSeq lists its product as uncharacterized. Gene Ontology annotation, cellular component: nucleoplasm; protein phosphatase 4 complex. Gene Ontology annotation, molecular function: protein phosphatase activator activity. Gene Ontology annotation, biological process: DNA damage response; protein dephosphorylation. Lineage: Eukaryota; Fungi; Ascomycota; Lecanoromycetes; Lecanorales; Parmeliaceae. Bases 1 to 2616 code for a protein of 871 amino acids. The record is from RefSeq and is a predicted model, not a curated record. The transcript has 8 exons.